Messenger RNA from Paramecium sonneborni, 391 nucleotides. The record is from the annotation of a GenBank genome assembly. NCBI's taxonomy places the organism in Eukaryota, Ciliophora, Oligohymenophorea, Peniculida, Parameciidae.
AUUAAAUUCGAAUCAUAUGACUGAAUCUGAUUAACAAAAUCAACAAACAAGAAGUGGUCAAUCUUAGGGCACUUAUUAAAUGGUAAAAACAAGCUAAGUUGAAUUGUCUAUUCGAAAUAAACUGAAAGAUUAAGAUGAUGAUUACCCAAAAGUUCCUUAAUUAAGAUAAAAAGAGAAGUUAUUGUGUACUAAAUGCAAUUAGGUUAUAGAAACUGAUGUUUUUUUUGAGAUGGGUAGGUGUAGUUAUAUAGUGAUGUUAAUUUUAAUAGCAGGUAUCAUUACAGCUGUUUUUGCAUUUUUGCCUUGUGUUUUAGAUGGAUGUAAAGAUGCUAUUCAUAGAUGUCCUAAAUGUUUAAAACUGAUAGGAACAAAAAAAUUUAUGUGUGGAUGA